AUGUUGCUGCUUCAGUGCAGAAAGGGAGCCUCUUUUCCUAAGCUAUGUAACUUGGUACCAAAUGGAAAAAUGAAGAUCUUCUUGGUAUUUCUAGGUCUGCUUGGUAAUUCUGCAGCUAUGCCAAUGUACAUGCCCCGAAUGCCUGGAUUUAGCAGCAAAAGUGAGGAGAUGAUGCGCUAUGGUCAAUUCAACUAUAUGCACCCCCCGCCUAUGGGCCCUUAUGGAGGUGGCUUCCAAAUCCCACCACCGUAUCCACAGUACCCAAUGCCCCCCAUGUGGCCACAGCCCAGUGGAUGGCAGAACCCCCCAGGACCCCAACACCAGACCAAGGCUGAUCCAACCCAAGAGACCCAGAAGCCCAACCAGACUCAGCCACAAAAGCCACCAGAACAGCAGCCUUUAAAUCAGCCACCACAAGACCCAUCCAAGGGCAAGGUGGACACCCAACCACCACAGCCAUUCCCACCAUUCAACAAUGGAUUAUUUCCCUAUCAACAACCCCCAUGGCCAAUUCCACAGAGGAUGCCACCCCCCGGUUUUGGACGUCCACCACUCAGCAAUGAAGAAGGAGGGAAUCCUUAUUUUGGAUUUUUUGGAUAUCCUGGCUUUGGGGGUCGUCCUUAUUACUCAGAAGAAAUUGAAGAUUAUGAAAAACCUAAAGAAGAAGAUCCUCCUAAGCCAGAGGAUCCACCAUCAGAACCCUCAGCUAAUUCAACAGUACCUGAGACUAAUUCUACCCAACCAGGAGGUCAAGGCAAAAAUGACACCAGUCCAACACUAAACAAUGUUCCUGGGCUGAAUACUGGGAACAACCCUACAGCUCAAAAUGGGAUCUUCCCACUCCCUAGAGUUAACUUUUCAGGCCAGGUAAUACCCAGAAGUCAAAUCCCAUGGAAACCAAGUCAGCCAAAAAUUUAUGAAAUUUAUCCAAAUCCUAACAUGAGAAAUUCUCCUUCAGGAAGACAAUCAAAUCCCACAGGUACUGCCACUGGGCAGAGACAGUCUGGGUCUUUUUACCAAAGUCAACCAGGUCAAAGAGGUCAGGGGAAUUCCUUUGCUUGGGAAGGCAAACAAGCAGCUCGUCCCAGAAAUCCAACUUAUGGAAAAGCUUACACACCCACUUCUAGAGUCAAUUACCCCAAUUACGCAGGAAAUCCAGCAAAUUUCAGAAGAAAGCCUCAGGGGCCAAAUAAACCUUUUGUGGGAACCAGUGUUACUCCACUGAGUCCCAAACAAGGUACUGUUGGCCACAAUGAAAAAAUCCAAAAUCCAAAGGGAAAGUCUCUGGGUCAAAAAGAAAGAACAGUGACUCCUACAAAGGAUACAUCAGGCUCCUGGAGAAACUCUCAACAUUAUGGAGUUAAUAAACCUAAUCUUGGAUGGCCUCACCCUGAGGGUAACAUGCUAGGCCCUAAUUUUAAUUCUGCUAAUCAACAUGAAAACUCCUAUUACUCAAGAGGAGGAUCCAGAGGAGUGCCAAAUUCUAAUGCACAAACCCAAAGCCAGAACUUUCCCAAAGGGGUUGCUUUAGAGACAAAAAGAAUCCCAUAUGAAACACAAACUAAACAGCCUGAAUUAAAGCACAGUACACAUCAGCCUAUCUAUCCUGAGGUAAUCCCUUCUCCUAAAAGUGAACAUUUUCCUGCUGGAAGAAAUACUUGGAGUCACCAAAAAAUCCCUCCAUCCUUUAAGGAAGAUCCUGGCAAGCAGGAAGAACAUUUACCUCAUCUUUCUCCUGGCUCUUGGGGAAAUGUUUUUUACCAUGAAUAUAACUCCUAUUAUCCCAGAGAAAACUCACCAUACAUUGGAGGUAAUACAUGGGAUGAGAGAGUUGAUUCUCCCAAUACUAUGGGGCAACCAAAACAUCCACAAUAUCCCCUCAAGACUGCAGACCAGAAAGAGACAGUCCAUUAUAAUGAAGAGGACCCACCUGAUCCAACUGGAGAUGAACCUUUCCCAGGACAAAGUAGAUGGGGUGAGGAAGAGUUGAGUUUUAAUGGAAGACCAACAAGUAGGCACUAUGAUGGUGGGAAAUAUGCCUUAAAUCAACCAAAGGAAUAUCUUCCCUAUUCCUUAGAUAAUCCAUCAAAACCCAGAGAAGAUUCUCCUUACAGUGAAUUUUAUCCCUGGACCCUGGAUGAGACUUUUCCAUUAUACAGACCAGGUCCCACUACAUCACCACCUAUGGACAGCAGGGGACAUUAUGUUAAUAAUGCCAUCCAACAAGAAGAAAGCACUCUCUUUCCUUCGUGGAACUCCUGGGACCACAAGAUUAAAGUACCGGGGCAGCAAGAAAGUGAGCCAUAUUUUAACAGAAAUUACUGGGAUCAGGCAACAAAUUUACAAAAAGUUAGCCUACCAAACCAGAAAGAGAACUAUCCCUAUUCCAGUAACCCUCCCGCUGGCCUCCAGAAAAACCCAACGUGGCACGAAGGUGAGAAAUUGAACUAUGAUAUGCAAAUGACUAGGUUAAAUUCACCAGAGAGACAGCAUUUGGCUUUCCUGGACUUCAUUCCUCAAAGUUACCUAUCAGAGCAAACAGAAGCACAUUUAUUUCACCAAAGCCCACAAAGUUCUUGCUGUGUUGGUAGCUCCACAGGGCCCAAUGAGAAUCCACUGGCUCUACAAGUCUACACUCCAUCCUAUGGUAAUACACCAGAAGAGAAUCAAAACAUCAACCCCACCUAUACAGAAAGUAGUCAUACCAAACAUGCAAGACCUAUUGUCUCCCCAGCAAACAUCCUACCUGGCCAAAGAAACAGCUCUGAGAAGAAACUGCCUGGGGAAAGCCAAAGCCCAAGCACUUUUAGAGAUGAUGUGCCAACUCUGAAGAACACACCAUGCUCUGUGAAUAAUCAACAGGGUCAAGUGGGAAUUAGAUCCUUUCCCAAAGCCAGCUUUCCUCAAUCAAAGAACACACCUUGUCUCAAAAAUGAUCUUGGAGGAGAUGGGAACAAUGUUCUGGAACAAAUUUUUGAAGGCAACCAUCUCAAUGAAAGAACUGCUGACCUUACUCCUGAGCAGCUUGUUAUUCGUACAGCUGAUGAAGGGCCCAAGUCAGAAGGCAUCCAAAAUGAAAUCCAAGGAAAGGAGGGUGAGCAGCAGCAACAAAGACCACCCAGUGUCCUGCAGGUACCAUGUUUUGGCUCCCAAUUAACAAAGCUUCAGUCUUCUAGCAUUGGAACUCCAUCUAUCAGUGGAAGACAAGGCCCAUUUGACAGGGAUCUAACUAUGCCUACUCAAAAUCCUAAUACAUUUGUUGGGCUAGCUACUGGGGAGCCUUUUAGAAGUAUAAAUAUAGACCAAGUUAAUGUAGACGGACAUACUCCAUUUGAAUCUUUUCAAAAAGGGACUGAUCCUCAGGACCAAGUACAAGACUGUGUACUACUUCAGGCCUAG
This is a messenger RNA of Heterocephalus glaber (naked mole-rat), 3399 nucleotides long. It is a transcript of the gene Enam, whose product is annotated as enamelin. Gene Ontology annotation, molecular function: structural constituent of tooth enamel. NCBI's taxonomy places the organism in Eukaryota, Metazoa, Chordata, Mammalia, Rodentia, Bathyergidae. Gene Ontology annotation, biological process: amelogenesis; positive regulation of enamel mineralization; ameloblast differentiation. Gene Ontology annotation, cellular component: extracellular matrix. The record is from RefSeq and is a predicted model, not a curated record.